AUGUUUUCCUUUUUCAGAUCAAAACACCACCACCAACAACAACAACAACCUUCUGGUAAUAAUGUCCAGACAAAACCAAAGCGAAAGCAAGAUGUCGCCCAAAUCCUAUCGCUUCCAAGAAAAACGUCUCUCAAGCGGCCAAAGCAUCAGCACAAAAAUGCUCGUCAAAAGAACCGUACUGUGAUCCGCAAGCUGAGCAUUGGUGCUCCCCAAACUCUUGCAAACAUCGAAGACUCCCAGGUGCAAGAUCAACUCACUAGAGCAUUCAAGAGCCCUUCAAAGCUGGAUCUAUUAGGAGGACAACUUUCCGGAGACGACCAUCUUCGGUUAAAUUUUACUAUCCCUGAUACCUCCAAUAUGAUCGAUGCCACCAAAAUGACCGAGGUCACCAGCAAGAAGCUGAAUGUCGUGGCCUCGCCUUCCAACAACAAUACUAAUAAAUUCAUAAGCUCUCCUAUCAAGCUUGAUCUUCUGGAAUUCACGGUGAAAGGUAUCGGAAGACCUAUGAGUCCUCCAAUAUCUGCCACCUCGGCCAUAGACUCUUUUAUCGGCAAACUUGGAAGAGACAGUGUUGAUGAAUCUUUUUUGAAACGAAGAUCAGAAACCAUCUCGAGUGUUGGUUCAACAAACCUUUGGGCUCAAACUCUAAACUUGAACUCUUCUGACAAUAAUACAAUCGCUAGCGUUGACGCCCCAAAGGUACUUCCUCUCGCACCUCAGACAUUUAGCACCACUCUGUCGUCUCCUAAAGAACUACAAUAUUCUUAUACCCAAAGAACCUUGGACCCAUUCACCAACUCCCCUUAUCAUCAUCUUCGCCAUCAAGAUAUUUCCCCAACGUCAUUGACCCCUCAAACAAAUAGUAACCAACAAACCACUACAUUUACCCAUAACCCUUCAAUGAGCCUUGAUUUCGACACUUUUUCCCAAAAAACGGUGUCUCCGUGGGCUAAUACCGAUACUAAUAGAAGAUCUCACUUGAAAAGCAACAGUGAGGGGGCAGCAUUCACUUUGGACUCGGUAGGUUCAACCGGAGAAUUCAACCAAUUAUUGGAAAAAAUGUUUGGGCUUCAAUCCGAUGGUGGCCCCUCCGAAACUUACGCCAACCCAGCGUCUCCAAGCGCCUCCAGUACUGCUGCCAACGACGCAUUCAAAAAACUCAGUAUUGGAGAAACUUCCCAGACAAGUGAUGUCAAGGCUCUUAGGGUCAAACACCAAAGAUUCAACUCCACCUACGAGGAUAUCAAGAUGAAGAACCAGAUUCUUGUGGCUGCAGCAGCGGCAUCGUCGUGUAGCACCGACCCAAAGAAUACCACCACACAUUGUCAAACUCGCUCGCUUGGGAGUAAUAACCUGAUCCAUUUGCCAGAUCACUGCAAUGGAAUGGCGGUUGUCCCAUUACCAACGGGGAAAUCGCUUACCACCACUCGCAGCUUGGCUAGUCUUCGACCACUAGAUAAAUCCUCCACUUCAUCAUUUACCACUGGUCAUCGUUCCUCGCUGUCGAUUUCCGGGUCGAUAUCUGCCACCACCGCGAAGCAAGGGGCAUCAUCACAACAGAGUUUAUUCAGUUUGAACCCAAGUUUACGAGAAAUUGCGGGUAGUUCCAUGGCGGGCAAGGGGAAAAAAAUCCCUGAAAGUUUACUCGAGAUCUCCAGGGGAGAUAAGUAUAAAUUAUUGCCUGAUGUGGAAUUUUCACCGAUCAAUUUUGUUUUCGAUGAGAAGAUCGAGAAACCUGACCAAGAAAUGACAUUGGUCGACGACACACAUUCACUCUCUGAGUACAACCUACCUGAAGUUGAUAAUCCUCCUCCUCCUCCAUCUCAUCAUCAUCAUCAACAUUUAGAAGGUGAGGUGACUUCAUUGGAUAUGGUUGCGAAUUCCAACGAAGAUGAACACUGGAAACCUCGUCCAAUGGUAGAAAUUGGACUCUCUUCUUAUCACAAAGCCAAUUUAAAACCUGUCUCAGUAGCCACGCUCAUGAAGUCCCUGAUUGGCCAUUGA
This is a messenger RNA of Saccharomycopsis crataegensis, 2004 nucleotides long. RefSeq lists its product as uncharacterized. The transcript has a single exon. Bases 1 to 2004 code for a protein of 667 amino acids. The record is from RefSeq and is a predicted model, not a curated record. NCBI's taxonomy places the organism in Eukaryota, Fungi, Ascomycota, Saccharomycetes, Ascoideales, Saccharomycopsidaceae.